UAGCUGCUUGAGCAGCAGCUUGAGCUUGCAGGUGCGUGGGCUGGAUGGCGGCGGGGAACAGGAGGGGGGGGUUUGCUGAUGCCUUGAGGCUUUCGCCAUCCCGUCCGACCCCACGCAGUGGCUCACAUGCAUGCCAGAACUUGGUCGAACGACACGGCACAUGACGAAAAAAAAUUGGCAGUAUUCAGUCUUGCGCUUCUGGUCUACCUAAUACUAAAUCGCAUAGACCACACGAGUUUAUCCCAGAGCGUGUCUCCUCACAUAUAAAAGAAGCCCUCGGGCAAUAUUGCCCCUCCAUCGAGUGAUGUCAUCGUCCGCGGCGGACCGUACGAGCUCACCAUCUGGCUCUCUAUAUGCCAUGUCUGACGAUUCGGAGAACGACUACGACACCAUAACGCACCUUGAAUCCGGUCGUGGUGUCAAGCUCCUAUACUCGAAAAGCAAGGUCUACAUCCACCCGACGCCCUCCGCCAAGGAUAACAUCCCUGGCUUCAUCGCUCUUCUGCAGCAGAAGGCUGUCCAGAAUGACCGUCCUACCUCUUCCAGCUCGAGAGCAUCCGUCUCUCCCGCCGCUUCAGACCUCCUGCUGGCCUGGGUCCCCGAAGCAAGCCUAGGAGAUGCCACCAGCAUCUACGUCAAAGUCGAUCUCACCGAGGGCGACUCGCCCCCCAAGCAGAGCUAUCUGGUCCCUCCCAUCCCGACCGUCACCACCCACCGCGGGUCCAUCGGCCACUAUGCCUUUGCGAUACCCGUCAGCGCCAUCUAUUCGCUGCUCGUACGACCACCCAGUCUAGGCUGGUGGUUUGGCAGCGUCGUCGUCAACACGCGGGCCGGCGAUAGCUUCCCAGCCUUGUUCUUCCAUGAUAGCGAGUGCCAAAGCACAAUCCUGCAGAAGAAGAAGCGGGCCAAGGAUAACUUCGAUCCCUUUGGCGAGCAUGGACAGAUGUUUUGGGGUGGCGACGAGGUGCUUAGAUGGCUCAAGAGAUAUAUCAAGGUUGAGCGCAGCGAGGCCGAACCAAACAUCUAUCUAGUCGAACCUAGCAAGGAGGAUAGCGAGGCAUUCGGCGGCAAGGUGACCAGUAGUUCGCCAUCGCAGAACGACCAAGGGGAUAGCUCAAGGGGUGCUGGUGGGCGAGGCGCGGCCGCUGGUCCGAGUGGUCAGCGUGGUGAUGGUCAAAUGGAUCCUCUAAUGAAGUUCGUCAAGGAGACCGGAUGGAACAUCAUGGAGAAGUUCAGCAAAGUCACGACAUUCACAAGGAGAACAGCCCAGGACGUGUUGGACAACCCAAAGGUGCCCCCACAACUACGCAGGUUAAUGCGAAACCCUGAAGUUCAGACCCUUCAGGAUGAGUUUGACAGCGCAAGGAUAUAUCUGGCGAGAUGGGCCAUGGGCAUGGCCGAGCAAAGCGACCGAGAUAGAAGCCAGAGAAUCUGGACCGCACGAGAUGUGUUGGAGCUGGAAGAUACCGAGGUUGGGGAGUUUGAGCUACUUGAGACCAGCACCCUGUCUCUGGAGGAGCGAAGGAAGCCCGUCACAUUCAAGGAGUGGAAUACGUUCUUCGACCCACGAACCGGCCGCCUCUCAGUCACGGUUGACGAGGUGAAGGAGCGCGUCUUCCACGGAGGCUUGAGUCCAGAAGAUGGGGUCCGGAAAGAGGCCUGGCUAUUCAUCCUGGGCGUCUACGAUUGGUACAGCACGUCAGAGGAGCGCAGAGCUCAGCUGGCUUCGUUACGGGACGAGUAUGUCAAGCUGAAGGGCGCGUGGUGGGAACGCCUGGUUGACCUCGGUGGCGCGGGCGACGAGGGUGAAUGGUGGAGAGAGCAAAGAAACCGUAUCGAGAAGGAUGUUCAUAGAACUGAUCGCACAGUACCCAUAUUCGCCGGGGAAGAUACACCUCAUCCUGAUCCGGACUCUCCCUUCGCAGAGGCGGGGACAAAUGUCCACAUGGAACAAAUGAAGGACAUGCUUCUGACUUACAACGAGUACAAUAAAGACCUUGGUUACGUUCAGGGCAUGUCAGACCUGCUAGCUCCCAUCUAUGCCGUAAUGCAAGACGACGCUCUCGCUUUCUGGGGCUUUCAACACUUCAUGGAGCGCAUGGAGCGCAACUUCCUGCGCGACCAGUCCGGCAUGCGUAAUCAGCUCCUGACCUUGGAUCACCUGGUCCAGUUCAUGGACCCCAAGCUGUAUCUCCACCUACAGUCGGCCGACAGCACCAACUUCUUCUUCUUCUUCCGCAUGCUUCUCGUUUGGUACAAGCGGGAGUUCCAAUGGAUGGACAUAUUGCACCUCUGGGAGGUCCUCUGGACCGACUAUCUGAGCAGCAGCUUCCAUCUAUUCAUCGCUCUUGCCAUCAUGGAGAAACACCGCGACGUAAUCAUGACGCAUCUGAAGCACUUUGACGAGGUGUUGAAAUACGUCAACGAGCUGUCAAACACGAUCGACCUCGAAUCCACCCUCAUCCGCGCGGAAGCACUCUUCCGCCGCUUCCAGCGCCGGGUCGAGGCUAUUGAUAAGAAGCAGAACUUCCCGAAGCCCCGGGCGCAGCGGACUAUCUCAUCCUCCUCCUCCUCAUCACAACCCUCCGCCCAAGAAGGCCAGAGCCAGAGCCAGGACGAGGCCCAGAACACCGGCAAGGCAAAGGAGCAAGAUGCGCCCAGGGUCAUUAGCCCGGAACUGCGCAAGCUCUUGAGCAGGGACGUUGAGGUGCUCGAAAGAAAGGUUGUGCAGAAGAGUGGCGACGGGUUCAAUGCUGGGAAAUAGGAGGCUCGGGAAAUCAGGGACAUUACUAGCGUUUUGAGUGUAACAAAACAUGGAUGGACGUAUCAUCGGGAAAAGGGCGCAACAAGGACGGCGUUAGGGAAAGCUAGCAUAUAUCAUAACACCCCACAAUUCAACUGAGAACAGACACAACUGUAUAAUUUCAGGUAGAUUUCGGUUUUUAUCCAUGUCCGCUCGCUCACAUGCUGUGCUAUAUACAUGUCUUGCAAAAGAAAAUGCAGUCUAUCGUCACGGGUCAUGGCAUCUCACAGC
Messenger RNA from Truncatella angustata, 3034 nucleotides. Its product is annotated as rab-GTPase-TBC domain-containing protein. NCBI's taxonomy places the organism in Eukaryota, Fungi, Ascomycota, Sordariomycetes, Amphisphaeriales, Sporocadaceae. The transcript is spliced from 4 exons. The record is from RefSeq and is a predicted model, not a curated record. Gene Ontology annotation, biological process: activation of GTPase activity. Bases 305 to 2764 code for a protein of 819 amino acids. Gene Ontology annotation, molecular function: GTPase activator activity.